This is a messenger RNA of Engraulis encrasicolus (European anchovy), 1941 nucleotides long. Its product is annotated as cytosolic sulfotransferase 1-like. NCBI's taxonomy places the organism in Eukaryota, Metazoa, Chordata, Actinopteri, Clupeiformes, Engraulidae. The record is from RefSeq and is a predicted model, not a curated record. The transcript is spliced from 15 exons. Gene Ontology annotation, cellular component: cytoplasm. The coding region runs from base 152 to 1861 and encodes 569 amino acids. Gene Ontology annotation, biological process: sulfation. Gene Ontology annotation, molecular function: aryl sulfotransferase activity.
UGUUGCCAUUGUGGUUCUGAUCACAUUAAAGGACAUCAGAUAUCACUGGACAGGAGAGGAGGCAACCCAGCCAUUCAGACCAAAUGUUGAUGAGAAGUGGACAGAGCAAACGGCAACUACAGAUUACGAGAGUGGAUUUCGGUGUCUGUGGAUGCAGCGUGAUAGACCAAUUGCACAAGUGAAUAAAGCUGAGUUCACUGUUUCAACCAUUGAACACAACAACAACAACAACAACAACAACAACAACAACAACAACAACAACAACAACAACAACAACAACAAACAAGACCAAGAAACAGAGAUUGCCUUUGUGCUGGAUGGCUCUGGUAGUAUUGUACGCAGCGACUUUGAAAUGGCGAAAACUUUCAUUUGUGAUUUUGUAACUUACGUUUGGGUGUUUGAGUGUUUGAGUUGCAAGUUUGCUGUUGUACAGUAUGGAACGGACGUCAGAACUGAAUUGUCAUUGUCGGAGAAGUACAACCAAAAAAACGUCUUAAAAACCAUUAAAAACAUACGACAGCUAGGGACAGCCACCGCGACAGCCUCAGCAAUCAACCAUGUCCUGGAACAUGUUUUCAUCGCAGCAAAAGGAUCAGAUGAGAGUGCCAAAAAAUACAUUGUUGUCAUAAGUGACGGACGUAUAUUUCUGGACUCGUUAAAUCUGGCAGAGGUUUUGCAAAACCCCAAAAUUACAAACAUCACCCGCUUUGCCAUUGGGGUGGGGGGAGGGAUUCUAAAUGAUCCGGCAGUUAAAGAGAUGAGGGAGAUUGCCUCAGAACCGGAUGAGAAACACUUUUUUGAAGUCAAUAGUUUUGAGUCUUUGGGCAGCACUCUACAGUCAUUGCUGUCUGCCAUCUUCGCCCUUGAGGUUGAAAUACCGGAGAUGACGCAUGCCAGCCUGAAAUCAGAGCAAGACAUAACACACAACAGCUGGCCAAAGGACUGCCAUUACAGCCACACGUCAGCAGGUCAGCAGAACAGCAGGGUUAUGGGGCGUGCUGAACUCUUUGACUUCCAUGGAGUCCCUAUGACACGCCCCUUCACAGACAGCUGGGAAAAGGUGCAGAACUUUAAGGCUCUGCCCGAUGAUAUUCUCAUAGCUACAUAUCCAAAAGCAGGCACCACUUGGAUAUCGUAUGUACUGGAUUUGCUGUACUUCAAGCAGAAGGAUGAAGUGAGAGAGAAGUCUGUGCCACUCUCCGACAGAGUUCCCUUCCUUGAGAUCACCAAUGUAGAUCUUACCACAGGCGUAGAGACCGCUGAAAGCGUCACCACCCGUCCUCGUCUCAUCAAAACUCAUCUACCCGUUCAGUUUGUGCCGAAGAGCUUCUGGGACAACAACUGCAGGAUAGUGUGUGUGGCUCGCAAUGCCAAAGACAGUGCUGUGUCUUUCUACCACCAUCACCGCAUGGGCAUCCGCUCGCCAGACCCACAGAACUGGAGCAGUUUUCUGGACAGAUUCAUGGAAGGGAAAGUGCUCUAUGGCUCCUGGUAUGAGCAUGUGACUGGCUGGUGGGAUCAGAAGCAGACGUACCCUAAUCUUCACUACAUGUUCUAUGAGGAUAUAGUACAGGACACCAGUGGUGAGCUGGAGCGUCUGUGCUCCUUCCUGGGCUUGUCGACCUCCUUGGAGGAGAGGGAGUGCAUCAUAGGAGGAGUGCAGUUUCACGCCAUGAAGGCAAACCCCAUGCUCAACUACUCCACCUCCCUUGCCAUGGACUUAAAAAUAUCUCCAUUCAUGCGGAAAGGGAAAGUUGGGGACUGGAAGAAUCACUUCACUGUGGCUCAGAACGAGUCUUUUGACGAGGACUACAAGAUGAAGAUGAAGGACACCACACUGACAUUCAAAACGACAAUCUAAUUGUCGGAGACGGAGGAUGGUAUUCGAAGAUCUGAAACUCCUAUGCACAGCCAGGUUCCAGGUGCUGGUGAAGUGCAGUC